Vigna unguiculata (cowpea) is the source of this 952-nucleotide messenger RNA. RefSeq names its product histone deacetylase-like protein. Lineage: Eukaryota; Viridiplantae; Streptophyta; Magnoliopsida; Fabales; Fabaceae. The record is from RefSeq and is a predicted model, not a curated record.
UGAAGGUUGAAGUGUGUGAAGAGAAAAGUUGGAAGAGUGCGACAAGUGUGUCUUCUACCGUCGAAGGCGAGAUUGGUGCAUAGACCGCACGCAAUACCAACCCACAAAACGCUAAACACAACCAAAUCAAACCGAACAAGGUUGCCUUUUCCAUUUCAAACACCUCUUCCACCGUUUUCUCCUAUUCACUUUACACACGCAUACAUAUUCAACCUUUUCCAAUGCCUCCACCACCUCCUAUUCACUUAUAACUUCAAACUUUAUAACAUUAGUGUACAUAACAAAAACCUUGAAGAGGGUGAUCGUGGAAAAAAACCAAUUCAUUAUUCUCUCAACUCUCACCAUGACAACCACUUGCUUCCUAAACCUUCCUCCUCUCACGUCAAACCAAUCUUCCAAAGCUUCUCCAAUCCCCGCAAAGCCACUUUCAUCGCUGAAAAACGAAUCAUGUUGUUGGAAGAGACAAUGCGUUGUGAUGGGAGUGGCAUCGUACGUGAUUGGAGUAGAAAUGUGCAAUUCAAUGACACUGCCUCAUGAAACGCUUCAAAUCACCACCUUCCCAAUUGCUCACCAAGUAUCCAAUGUUUCUGGCGGCGCCGCCGCCAAAUGGAGCCAGAAAAGAACGUGCCCUCCGUGGCAAGGCAAUUCACUGGAAACCAUCGUGCCGGAGAAUCUCCCACGGCCCUCCGCUCGCCGCCGAUACGAGGCCGUCCGUUCCUCCUCCCAGACUGCGCCACCGCUCUCCGCCCCAACUCGACUUAUUCCAAGCAACCACGGCAGUUGCUUCUCCAUGUGAAAUUCAACAUGCAAACGCAACCAUCAUUUAGUUGUACAUAAUUAAUGUUUGUUAUUAAUAAUUGAUUCCCGUUUUACACGGAUUAAUUUCCUAAUCAUAUUCAUGUGCACGUUUUUAUCUUAUUUCAAUGAAAACUUGGAAAAUAUCUUAUGAUAA